Messenger RNA from Oncorhynchus nerka (sockeye salmon), 1048 nucleotides. RefSeq names its product intermembrane lipid transfer protein VPS13B-like. The record is from RefSeq and is a predicted model, not a curated record. The coding region runs from base 148 to 528 and encodes 126 amino acids. The transcript is spliced from 3 exons. NCBI's taxonomy places the organism in Eukaryota, Metazoa, Chordata, Actinopteri, Salmoniformes, Salmonidae.
UUCUGUGUUAGUUGACGAUGACGUUUCCCUGAGACAAAAAUGUGCCUUGCUUCAGCUAACGGGAUGACUUAACUAGUGUGUUACCGAAGAGAUUAAUUGAAAACUGCAGCAAACACGUAAGGGAAAUAAUUGAGUGACAGAGGCAGGAUGUUGGAGUCCUAUGUCACACCCCUGUUGAUGACCUACGUGAACAAAUACAUCAAGAACCUGAAGCCCUCUGACCUGCAGCUGUCGCUAUGGGGAGGAGACGUAGUACUGAGCAAGCUGGAGCUGAAGCUGGAUGUCCUGGAGCAGGAGCUGAAACUGCCCUUUACCUUCCUGAGCGGUCACAUCCAUGAGUUGCGUAUCCACGUACCCUGGACCAAACUGGGCUCCGAGGCCGUGGUCAUCACCAUUAACACAAUGGAGUGUAUCCUCAAACUGAAGGACGAAGCACAGGUUAGUACCGCUGGGUUUUAUAUAUAUAUAUAUAUACAGGAGCCCACUGGUGAUCAGUGCACUGCAGACGAGUGCAGUACUCCAAUUUAGUGCAUACUGUCAUGGCAUUCCCGAAGCUGGUGUGUAUUCCUGAGACCUUACAGUCUUGCUGUAUCACUGAAAGACGUUCAAGCCUUCCUUCGAUAUCUUAAGGGGAGAGGUUUCUACAUGACCCAAGUUAGAAUCUCUGACGUUCCACAGGAAUAGACUGGGUUUAAAACGUGUUGUUGGUUUCUCCCCGAUCCAACUUCCUUUCUAGACUCCUCUACCCAGAACCCCCUCUGUUUCCUCAGCACAUUCUAGACUCCUCUACCCAGAACCCCCUCUGUCUCCUCAGCACAUUCUAGACUCCUCUACCCAGAACCCCCUCUGUCUCCUCAGCACAUUCUAGACUCCUCUACCCAGAACCCCCUCUGUCUCCUCAGCAGUCCAACAGGACCAUGACUCAGUUCAUCACAUUCUAGACUCCUUUACCCAGAACCCCCUCUGUCUCCGCAGCAGUCCAAACAGCCCAUGGCUCAGUUCACCUCUUUCUUCGUGUUGGCUUAGGGUCUCAGACAGGUUGGCUUAG